Messenger RNA from Ambispora leptoticha, 319 nucleotides. The record is from the annotation of a GenBank genome assembly. Lineage: Eukaryota; Fungi; Glomeromycota; Glomeromycetes; Archaeosporales; Ambisporaceae.
AUGGGACGAAUGAUUAAUCAUGAUGAUACAUUGGCAAAAAAAACGUUGAAUGACGGAUUUACGAAAACGAGUCAGGCUUGGUACAAAAAAUAUCGAGAACCUUAUAGUCAAGAGAACCCGAUAAGAUUUUUAUUGACAAAAGCCAUGAUAUUUUUUGCGAUAGUGUUUCCUAUUUAUGGUCUUUGGCUUUUAUGGAAAUUUCAUAAGUAUAGAAAAACUACCCAUCGUCAUGUUACAACAAAGAAAAACGAAAAAUCGAAAGAUGAUGGUAAUUACUCCGGAUUCUGUGGCAUAAAUAACACAGACUAUGCUUUAAUCG